AUAGUUAAUGAAAAGAAAUUUCUAAGCUAUAUAUCAAGGAUUCAUCAAAGUUCACCUUAUUCAACGAACAGAAUCGUCCCAUCAUUUCGAAUGAUGUAUCCAUGCAUCUCCAACACAGUAAAUGACAUCGUGCACGAAACCACGUGUACCACAGCGACCACAAAAAUACAUUUCACCAUAGUUCGACUGCGAAAUCAUAAAUUAGGAUCGCAAACAACCUUGAGGAUCUUAAUGAAAUCUUUAUCAUGUACCUAUAAUAUUUGCGAAAUGAGAUAUUAUUGAGAUAUUAAUUCACAAAGGUGAAAACUAACCCAUUAACGGUCGGAAUUUUUAUUUAAUUUCAGUUUGAAAUUUUGUUAAUUGAAUCUACAAUUUUAGGUUGAGAAACAUGAGUUUUACUGUUAAAUAUUUGUUUUUAAAAUAUCCUGGUGCAAAUUAACCUAAAUUGCCCCACGAGAUCUUAGAGCGCCACUUCAUUUUUUUUCUUUUUCCAUCAAGAUUUGCCAUAAGGGCAAAAUUCCUGGACAAUUCUACCCUAGUGAUUCAUGGGUACCGCAAUUUGCCAGGAGAUAAGCUUCGAGGCAGUGAUGAGACAAAUGAUAACAUAAUCAGAGACGGACAUCUAGUCUACCUACUUCAAAUUUUCUUUCUAUUUUAAUAUUCUUUUGCACGACUUUGCCAGGAGGGCAAACCCAUGGGCAGAAUUGAUUGACAAAGUACGACGUUCCUUAUGGGUCAAAGUGGUGGUACCUACAACCGUACGCUUUAUACGUCGAACGUAAUGUUCGAACACUCAGUCUUUCGCUUUCUCUGCGUCCGCGAGCUGCUCGAUCGGUCACUUAUUUCACGUGCUUUCGAGCGUGGUCCACGAGAGUGUCCUUUUUGGGGAACGUCGGACAAAACCCAUCACGAUAUUGUGAACAGACUGUUCAAGAGGAAGUAACCAGGAACAAUAAAAAUUUGCUGGCUCGUUUGCCAUUAAACAAAGUUAUAAUGCCACCUCUUAGGGCCACCGUCAUACAAACACACUUAAGCGAACACAAAUUAUGGUACCACUGCAGAUAAUGUCAACUCAAUGAUCAAAAAGAUUUUCGUUCGGAAAAUUCUGCAAAAAUUCGAAUACAAAAAUGACACUCGCAACAGUGACUUCGGUGGCGAUAAAAAGUGCCACUAUCCUUCUGGGUAAAGUGGCUAUAGUUCCUAUUCUGAUAGCGGCACUUGCAUAUUUUAAUUACGACCUGAUGGAUCCUGAAAAUCAGCCAAAGGUUACGAAGCAACUGAGAAGAGAGUAUGACUUUGUGGUUGUGGGUGGAGGAUCAGCUGGAAGUGUGGUAGUGAACAGACUGACGGAAAAUCCAGAAUGGAACGUGUUACUGUUGGAAGCUGGAGGACAGGAGACAGAGAUAACUGAUGUUCCAAUUUUGUCUAUCUAUUUACAUAAGAGUAAAUUGGACUGGAAAUAUAGGACACAACCUCAGGAUUCGGCUUGCCAAGCCAUGGUGGAUCGACGAUGUUGCUGGACUAGAGGAAAGGUCCUUGGAGGUUCAAGCGUUCUAAACACAAUGCUAUACGUCCGAGGAAAUCGACGAGAUUUCGAUCAAUGGGAAAGUUUCGGAAACCCCGGUUGGGGUUACGAAGACGUUCUACCCUACUUCAAGAAAUCCGAAGAUCAAAGAAAUCCCUAUUUGACUCGUAACAAAUAUCACGGUGUUGGAGGAUAUCUGACGGUUCAAGAUUCGCCUUACAACACCCCCUUAGGAGUAGCCUUCCUGCAAGCCGGCGAGGAGAUGGGCUACGACAUCGUCGACAUAAACGGCGAGAAACAAACAGGCUUCGCAUUUUUCCAGUACACCAUGCGAAGAGGCACAAGAUGCAGCGCCGCUAAAGCAUUCGUCAGACCCAUACAACUCCGGAAAAAUUUCCACCUAUCCCUAUGGAGUCACGUUACCCGAAUUUUAAUACAACCUGGAACCAAAAGAGCCUAUGGCGUAGAGUUCAUCAGAGAGGGUCGCAAGGAAGUGGUCUACGCCCGAAAAGAAGUGAUCCUUUCCGCAGGUGCCAUAAACUCCCCCCAGCUAUUAAUGUUAUCAGGAAUUGGACCUAGGGAACACCUGCAGGAAGUCGGAGUUCCGGUGGUCCAGGAUCUGCCAGGUGUCGGGCAGAACCUGCAGGACCACAUAGCCGUAGGAGGUUUAUCAUUCCUCAUCGAUUACCCUAUCAGUACCGUGAUGCACCGUCUGGUGAACCUCAACUCGGCUCUACGAUACGCCAUCACCGAAGACGGCCCACUGACCUCAAACAUCGGACUGGAGUCGGUCGGCUUCAUCUCCACCAAGUACGCCAAUCAGAGCGACGACUGGCCAGACAUAGAAUUCAUGCUGACCUCUUCGUCGACCAGUUCCGACGGUGGUACCCAGGUGAAAAAAGCUCACGGAUUGGCUGAUGACUUCUACAACGAGGUGUUCGGGAAGAUAAACAGUCGUGAUCUCUUCGGGGUGUUCCCUAUGAUGCUCAGGCCCAAGUCUCGUGGAUUCCUUAAACUGAGAACGAAGAAUCCUCUCGACUAUCCUCUGUUAUAUCAUAAUUACUUGACUCAUCCCGAUGACGUGAAUGUAUUGAGGGAAGGGGUGAAAGCAGCCAUAGCUUUUGGCGAAACUAGCAGCAUGAAACGGUUCGGUGCCAGGUUUCACAGUAAACCACUGCCCAACUGCAAGCACAUCCCUCUGUUCACCGAUGAGUAUUGGAACUGUGCCAUACGUCAGUAUACCAUGACCAUAUAUCACAUGAGCUGCACUGCGAAAAUGGGACCCUCCACUGAUCCCAUGGCUGUCGUGGAUCCUGAGUUAAGGGUCUACGGUGUGGCUGGUCUGAGAGUCAUCGAUGCUUCCAUCAUGCCCACCAUUACUAAUGGGAAUAUCAAUGCGCCUGUGAUUAUGAUAGGAGAGAAGGGUGCGGAUUUGAUUAAGAAACAAUGGUUAUCGAGACGAAAAAGGGACAAUGUCACGAUAAUUUGA
Osmia bicornis bicornis is the source of this 3014-nucleotide messenger RNA. Its product is annotated as glucose dehydrogenase [FAD, quinone]. Lineage: Eukaryota; Metazoa; Arthropoda; Insecta; Hymenoptera; Megachilidae. Gene Ontology annotation, molecular function: oxidoreductase activity, acting on CH-OH group of donors; flavin adenine dinucleotide binding. The transcript is spliced from 4 exons. The coding region runs from base 1128 to 3014 and encodes 628 amino acids. The record is from RefSeq and is a predicted model, not a curated record.